This is a messenger RNA of Callithrix jacchus (white-tufted-ear marmoset), 1112 nucleotides long. It is a transcript of the gene RAB5C, whose product is annotated as RAB5C, member RAS oncogene family. Gene Ontology annotation, molecular function: GTP binding; GTPase activity. The record is from RefSeq and is a predicted model, not a curated record. NCBI's taxonomy places the organism in Eukaryota, Metazoa, Chordata, Mammalia, Primates, Cebidae.
UGGGUAGUAUUGAGGGGCGGGACGGAGGUGGAGAUCCGGAUCCGGAGCGGCUGAAAGGCGGAAGUGGAGGCCGGAGCCUGGGACACCGCCGGGGGGGGGGGAGAGAAGCGAAGCCUGUCCGAGUCCCGGCCCCAAGUAACGCUGCCGUCCCGGAGCCGCCUUGGAGGUCCCCCUCCCCACUAAGUGCCUCUUUGCAUAGCACCGGUCCCGCCCCGCUCUCUGGACCACUACAGCUAGACGGGCAAUGGCGGGUCGGGGAGGCACAGCACGACCCAAUGGGCCAGCCUCUGGAAACAAGAUCUGUCAGUUCAAGCUGGUUCUGCUGGGGGAGUCUGCGGUGGGCAAAUCCAGCCUUGUCCUCCGCUUCGUCAAGGGACAGUUUCACGAGUACCAAGAGAGCACAAUCGGAGCGGCCUUCCUCACACAGACCGUCUGCCUGGACGACACAACAGUCAAGUUUGAGAUCUGGGACACAGCUGGACAGGAGCGGUAUCACAGCCUGGCCCCCAUGUACUAUCGGGGGGCCCAGGCUGCCAUCGUGGUCUAUGACAUCACCAACACAGAUACAUUUGCACGGGCCAAGAACUGGGUGAAGGAGCUACAGAGGCAGGCCAGCCCCAACAUCGUCAUUGCACUUGCGGGUAACAAGGCAGACCUGGCCAGCAAGAGAGCCGUGGAAUUCCAGGAAGCACAAGCCUAUGCAGACGACAAUAGUUUGCUGUUUAUGGAGACAUCAGCAAAGACUGCCAUGAACGUGAAUGAAAUUUUCAUGGCAAUAGCUAAGAAGCUUCCCAAGAACGAGCCCCAGAAUGCAGCUGGUGCUCCAGGCCGAAACCGAGGUGUGGACCUCCAGGAGAGCAACCCAGCCAGCCGGAGCCAGUGCUGCAGCAACUGAGCCCCCCUUGCCUGCCCGCUGCCCCCACCUCCUCCGCCUGAAGGACCCGACUGGAAUCCACUCUAACCAAUCGCACUUAACGACUCGGGCCACCACUGGUGGGGGGCACGGGGGAGGGGUCCACCAUGAUUUCUUCAUAUAAUUUUGAUCAUAGGCUGGAGUGAGGUAUUCCACCUGCACCUUUCUGUACAAAUACUAAUUCAAUUUUAAGUCUUAA